Messenger RNA from Pelodiscus sinensis (Chinese soft-shelled turtle), 3217 nucleotides. NCBI's taxonomy places the organism in Eukaryota, Metazoa, Chordata, Testudines, Trionychidae. The record is from RefSeq and is a predicted model, not a curated record.
GCAGUUCAGAAAGCAUUCUGGUAAAACAAUCUUUUUUUCUUUCUUUCUUUGGGAUAUACAGGCUUAAUUCUUGGCUUCAUCACAGACUUCUUGAGUGAGCUCAGGUUAGCAGAUGGCAGCACAAUGUGUAACAAAGGUGGAACUGACCAUCUCCUGCAACAAUCUCCUGGAUAAAGAUGUUGGUUCAAAAUCAGACCCCUUGUGUGUACUUCUCCAUAAUGCAAGUGGGCAACAGUGGUAUGAGGUUGAUCGCACAGAAAGAGUUAAGAAUUCCUUGAACCCAAAGUUCGCCAAGAGGUUCCUAAUUGAUUACUACUUUGAGCUGGUUCAGAAGUUUAAAUUUGGGAUUUAUGACAUUGAUAACAAAACCAUCGAUUUAAGUGAUGAUGACUUCCUGGGAGAAUUUGAAUGCACUCUUGGCCAAAUCGUCUCCAGCAAGACACUGACAAGGCCACUUAUGCUUAAAAAUGGAAAACCUGCAGGGAAAGGAAGCAUCACGCUUACAGCAGAAGAAGUAAAGGAUAACAGAGUGGUCUUAUUCGAAGUAGAAGCAAGAAAACUAGAUAAUAAGGAUUUUUUUGGAAAGUCAGAUCCUUACUUGGAAUUCCACAAGCAGACGUCAGAAGGGAACUGGGUGAUGGUUCACAGAACUGAGGUUAUAAAAAAUAACUUGAAUCCUGUAUGGAAGCCCUUUAAAAUUCCUCUCAAUUCUCUGUGUUACAGUGAUAUGGAUAAAACAAUCAAGGUAGAGUGCUAUGACUAUGACAGUGAUGGGUCUCAUGAUCUCAUAGGGAGUUUUCUAACCACGAUGUCAAAACUUAAGGAAUCUUCUCGAUCCUCUCCGGCUGAAUUUGAAUGUAUCAAUGAGAAGAAAAGGCAAAAGAAGAAAAACUACAAAAAUUCUGGUGUUGUGAGUGUGAAACACUGUGAGAUUAUAGUCGAAUGCACAUUCCUUGACUACAUCAUGGGAGGAUGUCAGCUGAAUUUCACUGUGGGGAUAGAUUUUACAGGCUCCAAUGGGGACCCUCGCUCACCAGACUCUCUACAUUACAUCAGUCCUAAUGGGGUUAAUGAAUACUUGACAGCCAUUUGGUCUGUAGGAAUGGUUAUUCAGGACUAUGAUGCAGAUAAAAUGUUUCCAGCCUUUGGAUUUGGUGCACAGAUUCCUCCUACCUUUCAGGUAUCUCAUGAGUUUCCAUUAAACUUUAACCCAUCAAACCCAUUCUGCAAUGGAAUCCAAGGCAUCAUUGAUGCAUACCGGGCCUGCCUUCCUCAAGUAAAGUUAUAUGGACCAACCAAUUUUUCUCCAAUAAUAAACCACGUGGCUAGAUUGGCUAGUGCAGCUGCACAGCAACAGACAGCAUCACAAUAUUUUGUGCUCCUCAUCAUCACGGAUGGUGUGAUAACGGACCUUGAUGCAACCAGAUCUGCCAUAGUUAAUGCUGCAAAGCUUCCCAUGUCGAUUAUUAUUGUUGGUGUUGGAGGAGCGGAUUUCAGUGCCAUGGAGUUUCUUGAUGGUGACAAUGGAAGUCUCAGGUCCCCGACUGGAGAGCCAGCUGUCAGAGACAUUGUCCAAUUUGUGCCAUUUAGACAGUUCCAAAAUGCUCCCAAAGAAGCUCUGGCUCAGUGUGUCCUAGCAGAAGUGCCUCAGCAAGUGGUAAACUACUUCAGCACAUACAAAUUGCAGCCUCCCAAGAAUCCUGCGGCAAAGUGAGCAAGAACUGAGAGAGGCAAGCGAGGCUAAGCCAAUUGGAAUUGCUGCGACUCCCACAUGUCAGUGGACUUCGGUCUUGAGAAUUUUUUUUUAUUCAUUCAUUCAUACAUGUUAAUGUCUCUUAGUUUUUGCAUGGAAACCUGUACUUGUCCGGGCUUUUUUUUACGUCCAAGACAAAGAUAUAUUGCUGUUUAAUACUUUAAUGUUAAUAAUGAUAAAGGCCUCAGCCGGGUGAAUGUUAGAAAAUAACUUUUCAAGAAGUAAGUUGAAUAUGAAAAUCAUGAACAGACUAUGCGAAGUUCUUGAGUGUGAUACAGCUGCUUUGUACUGCAGGAUGGGUGUUUCCUGGGUUUUUUUAGUAUUGUAGAACUAAAGUUGCAAGGAGUGCCUACAGAAAAUGGUAUCUGGCUGGGAUAUGUACAUAAUCUUCUAGCCUGGAUUGCUUUUCAGGACCCUGUGGCUGUUACAGGCUGGCAUAAGCUGAAGUACCCUUAAUGCACAGUGUGCUGCACCAUAAUUGGAGCAUUGCAGAAGCAAAGCUUUAAACACACAGUUGCACACUGCCUCCUUAUUUUCCCUUUUUAGUUCUUCUUGGUCCCUCCAGUCUCAAUAUUAAUAAAAUGGAUGAAGCAAUUAACACAGGCUGCAUAAUGUGGAGCAUGCAGUUUAACACUGCAAGUCUUAUAGAUUCAGCCAUCUACUUUUAGUCUUGGUAGCCUUCUAAAUGAUUAAAAAAAACAAAUGCAGUUGGCCUUCAGUGCAGAUGCUGAAAAGGGUUUAAGAUUUGUAUGAAAUUAUACUGUACUGGAAAACUGCAAAAGCAAAUCACUUUCUGGAAAACUAUCACGUGACUAUUUAUUCACCUUGGUUAAAGAAGAAAAAAUUAUUCAUGAAUUUUAAGUCACUUUUAUAUAUUUUUUUGUAAUUGUAACUUCUUAUAUAAAGAAAACUUUUGAAAGCUACAAAAAGUGCCAUUUUAACCUGUUUUGUGCAGGUCUUUAUAUGUUCCCUAGUUAGCUUUAAAGUAACUGAUCUUUUAUUUUUCUGGUGGUAUUUUCUCAAAUACAGUGUAUUACUGGUGACCUGCAAUUUUUUUUUUUUAUUUUGCUUUGUGUCUCUUGUUUGCUCCUGCUAUACCUAGAAGUCUGAAAAAUCUUAGAAAAGCUUCUCUGCUUGCAUUUUUGAAAAUCUUUGUCACGGAUAUCAAGCCUGAUAUUUUUGGUUUUGCUGGAGGUCUCUAAUGUAAAUUUUGACCUCUCAUUUUAGCAGAAGGAGUGGGGAUUUGUAUUAAUAUCCUCUCAUUCUUUUCAAGCAUCAGUCAAGCGUUAGUAUUAAUAAACAGUGAGUUUUAAACAGUCUGAUUUUUACUCUAAAUCCUGACUCUCAUACUCAGCUUUCACAGGUUUGUCUCCUGUGAUAUGCUAAUUUUUGUUUGUUUUUCAAUUGCAAUAGGGCAGAGAGAACUAGAAUUUGUAAGGUGAGAAACAGGAAGGGACACCUUUU